Molecule: messenger RNA, 405 nt
Organism: Diaporthe citri
Lineage: Eukaryota; Fungi; Ascomycota; Sordariomycetes; Diaporthales; Diaporthaceae
Exons: 4
Coding region: 1-405 (134 amino acids)
Cellular component (GO): cytosol; mitochondrion
Molecular function (GO): deaminase activity
Source: RefSeq, a predicted model, not a curated record
AUGAGCAAGAUUGAGAGCGUCCUUACAGACAAGGCCCCCAAGCCACUCCCACAGUUUUCGCAGGCGAUCAAGUACAAUGGCCUGGUCUACUGCUCAGGCAACAUCGGGCUCGACCCGGCAACCUUUACAGCCGUCGCGGGUACUGUUAAGGACAGGACGGCAUCCCUGAAGAACCUCGAGGCCGUCCUCGAAGCAUCCGGCAGCAGCAAGAGGAAUGUGCUCAAGGUCAACAUCUUCAUCACCACCAUGGACGACUUCGCCACGAUGAAUGAGGCGUACGAUGAGUUCUUCUCUUUCGAGCCGAAACCUGCCCGGACUUGUGUUGCUGUCAAGCAGCUCCCCUUCAACACUGACGUUGAGAUUGAGUGCACAGCGGUACUUCCGGGAUCAUCAGCCAAGCUGUAA